This is a messenger RNA of Cryptomeria japonica (Japanese cedar), 3180 nucleotides long. RefSeq lists its product as uncharacterized. The record is from RefSeq and is a predicted model, not a curated record. NCBI's taxonomy places the organism in Eukaryota, Viridiplantae, Streptophyta, Pinopsida, Cupressales, Cupressaceae. Gene Ontology annotation, biological process: intracellular signal transduction. Bases 781 to 2814 code for a protein of 677 amino acids. The transcript is spliced from 7 exons.
UAUUGUCUACGGAAUUUUGAUUUCAUUAUCUGUGGAUUUUUAUUUCAUUUUCGAAGAUGUCUAUAAUUUUUGCUUUAUGAAAACUGAAAAUGAUCGGUAAGGUCCGGUAUGAUGUUUUGCUUGAUAAAUAAGGAACACUGAAAAUGAUCGGUAUGGUCCGAUUUGAUGUUGAUCAUUUAAAGUGAAGGAGCUUAUAUAGGAUCUACUGAGAUUUUAUAGGAUAAACACGGUGAAAUGAUGGCAUUAAGCUCGGAAAUAACGAGUAGCAAAGAUAAAAGUGAAAUCUGGUUUGAUGGUGUAAAUUAUUACAAAAUAAUGUUGGAAGAAGAAUCGAAUUAUAUGUUUGUUUGAAAGUCAGUGACAAGCCGGAGAAAAUGCCUUGCUGUGCGCUUCACUAAUUUUUAUUCUUGUGCGCUAUUAUUGGGCCGUUAUUUGUUUUUUCUGUCAGAUCAGUAAAUCUGGUUUGAUGUCGAUAAAUUUAACGAAAGAAGCCUGAAAAUGUGUAGUUUAAGCUUUUUUCUGGUAAAGCACAGUAUAACUAUAACUUAUUCACGGAUUUCUCAGCUGCUAUUCAUUGUGGGUGAAGCUUUGUUUCUCAUGCGUUAUUUCGCCAGCAGUGGAAAGCCUGGUUUAUUAUUUUUUUCUUUUGGCCUGAUUAGGCGGCGGAUGUCUGAUUUUCAUAAUGAGCAAAGCAAAACCCUUGAAUUGAGCUCCGUUGCAAGGUGCAUUGAGCAUUGUAUAAAACUGGGGUAAAUACUUGUUCGUUUUCAAAAUUUUAUCAUGGAGAACCAGGCUUUAAAGGAAGGCCAUUUAUCUGAAAAUAUUCCCGUCCCAGAGGAUAAAGUGAUUCUGGACAAACCAGAUGAGGAUAAGGUGAUUCUGGACAAACCAGAUGAGGAUCAUGAUCGUGUUAUUACUGUUGAAGAAAAGACUGUAAAUGUUCAGGAUGGAAAAAUCGAAGUAAAAGAUGUUAUAGCAGACAAGGAUGGAGCUGUUAAUGAGCAAACUCUAGACGUCCCUGUGGAAGAGAAGUAUUAUGAGCCCGUUUUUGAUGGCACUGAAAACCCCCCUUCAGAGUCUGAUCUGGCCGCUCAAGGCACCACGGCUUGGCCUGAGAAAGCUACUGCUCUGAAGAAUUACGUCGUAGAGCGUGGUGUUGUGGUUGGGAACGUUAUUAGGCGUUUAUCUGGUAAGAGAGAGGAAAUUGAUCAGAACAAUGUAAAUGUAGAAGGUAAAGUUAGCACUAGCAAUGAAGAAGAUAAGAAGGCGAAUUUGUUCAAGGGCUGGAAUGCUUGGAAUCCUUUGACUUUGGUCAAGAACAGUUUUGAAGGAAAUGCAGAGGCAAAGAGCAUCCAAGGUCAAGACAUGGGCUUACAAGAUUUAAGGGCUCCAGAGCCUACAUUUAAGGGUAGGAUCAUUUUGUUUACAUGUUCUGAAAGCUCUGAUUGCCGAGUAGCCAGAUCUUUUCUGAGACAGAAAGGCCUCAGGUUUAUAGAAAUCAACACGGAUAUCUACCCGGGCAGGAAGGUUGAGUUGGAGAAAAAAACAGGCUCUUCUUCUGUUCCACAAAUUUUCUUCAAUGAAGUGUUCAUAGGAGGAGCAAGGGAAAUUACGGCGAUGGAUAAGUUUGGGGAGCUUGAUGAGAAGAUCAAGGGUUUGAUUGAAACAGAGGCUCCUUCAGAGGCUCCAUUGCCACCAUCUGCCGAGGAAGAGGAUUUUGGGAACAAUGGAAUGGUCGAUGAGUUUGAGAAUGUUGUGAAAAAACUGAGAGAGCAUGUGGUCAUCAAGGACAGGUUUUAUAAAAUGCGAAUGUUCAGCAGGUGCUUUGUUGGAUCGGAAGCAGUGGAUUUCUUGGCAGAGGACCAAUUGCUGGAGAGGGAAGAGGCAGUUGAUUUUGGGAGAAAGCUUGCUGCCAAGCACUUCUUCCGUCAUGUUUUAGAUGAGAACACAUUUGAUGAUGGGAAUCAUCUCUACCGCUUUUUUGAACAUGAUCCAGUAAUUUCCAAGUGCUACAAUUUUAGUGGACGUACAAAUGACAUGAAGCCAAAGCCGGCAACAGAAGUUGCAGCUAAGCUGCGGAGCUUGACUCUGGCAAUUUAUGCAGCUCAUAUUUCUGAUAAUGGAAAGCAUGUAGAUUAUAGAAGCAUUGGUUCAAGCGCAGAAUUUUUGAGGUACUUGAAAGUGAUUGAAGAUCUCCAACGAAUCGAUUUACAUGAUUUAUCAAGAGAAGAAAAGCUUGCAUUCUUCAUCAAUUUAUAUAAUAUGAUGGCAAUUCAUGCAAUCGUGAUGUGGGGUCAACCUAAUGGACCCCUUGAGCGAAGAAAAUUUUUUGGUGACUUCAAAUAUGUAAUUGGUGGGUAUCCCUAUUCGCUCUCAGCCAUUCAAAAUGGAGUUCUUCGUGGUAAUCAAAGACCUCCUUACAAUUUGACCAAGCCUUUUGGGGUAAAGGACAAGCGUGUCAAGGUUGCCUUGUUAAUUCCUGAACCAUUGGUUCAUUUUGCUUUAGUAUCUGGUGCAAAGUCAAGUCCUCCCUUCAUAUGUUAUUCGCCUGCAAGUAUUGAUGAAGAAUUAAGGCUAGCUGCAAGAAUUUUUUUCAAUGAUGGUGGAUUCUUGAUUGAUAUGGACACCAAUACUGCUUCCCUGAGCAAGACUAUGAAAUGGUAUAGUGGGGACUUUGGCAAGGAUGAAAGAGAGGUUCUAAAGUUUGUUGCAAACUACUUAGAGCCUGCCACGGCAGAGCAAUUGUUGGGAUUAUUGGGUAGUAAUCAACUAAAGGUCACAUAUCAACCUUAUGAUUGGUCUCUAAAUGUUUAAGCCCGGCAUUAUCUGUUAUAAGUUUUGCCUUAUUCGAUUUUACAGGAAAGUACGCAUCAUUCGUUCUUUUCGAUUUGAUUCUUAGUAAUUCGUUGCGUGUGAGAGUAUCUUUCUCACUUCUGUUUAGUAGAAGCUAAAUUAGAAUGAAAUUCUUCCCAAAGUCUUUUGAAUAGCUUUUCCUCAACACUCACAAGAAAAUUGGCCACAAGAUUUGUUCAUAACACAUUUAGACACAGGUUGCAUGUUUAAGAGUACAAGGGAAUUUGUGCUUUAGGCCGUGUCAAACAUAUGAUUUAUAGAUGUUUGUUAACAUUGCUAUUCUCCUGCCAAGCAAAUGAUUUAUAGAUGUGGUACACUUGUCCAAAA